Messenger RNA from Owenia fusiformis, 1419 nucleotides. The record is from the annotation of a GenBank genome assembly. NCBI's taxonomy places the organism in Eukaryota, Metazoa, Annelida, Polychaeta, Sabellida, Oweniidae.
AUGGCAAAAAUCUUCUCUGAGAGUCAUCUCAGAUGUAUAACAAUAACAUCAUUUAUUGUAGCAUGUAUGGCUAAAUUCUGGAUUGGAAAUGUGUUUACUUUCAAUGUAUAUUCACUGGCAUUGAAACACACAUUCAACUACACACAGGGUGACAUUGAUAUGAUGGCUGCCCUGCAACACUUUGGAUUUCAUUUUGCAUUCCCAGCUGGGAUAGUCCAGGAUAUGUUCGGACCUACGAUUACAUCAGGCAUUGGAUUAAUCCUAACAUCUAUAGGAUACGUAUUGUUAUGGAGUUCAACAAAGAGCAUCGAGUUUUACACUUCCAAACCAGGAUUGUUAAAGUUAUACUUCUUCAUGAUUGGACUCGGAGUGUCCUUCACAUACAUGGCAGCUUUGACGACCACUAUAAGUAACUUCACCAGCAAACACCGUGUUCCGGCUUUAGCUGUUCUGGAAUCAUUCUUGGGAGUAGGUGCCUUUGUAUUCUCCCUCUUAUAUGCUGUUGUUUUUACAAAUGGCCACAUAUAUGAUGUACAGAACCAAAAUUGGUCAGAUUUUAUUAUGAUGCUAACAAUCGGUUCAAGUAUCGCAAACUGUUGCUGUGUUGUCUUUUUACGAAUUGUCCCAGAUGACAGUGAUGGAGAUGAAAAAAUUGAAACCACAGAUGAGAAUGAUCUAAAUGAUAUCUUUGCUGAAACUACAGAUGACUCGGAAUCUACAGAACUUGUCCAUCAUGAAGAUGAUGAAAGGAGCAGUAAGUCCUCGAUAUAUAAACUGAUCAAAGAAAGCUGGUUGGAUUUCAAAAGGACUUUUAUAACUAAAAACUUCCAAAUAAUGCUCUGGUUAUCGAGUAUUAUCACACCGGUUGGUUUUGUUUAUUUAAUAAACAUCACAGCAAUCUUGAAAUCUGCUGGACUUCAGACAUAUAGUGGUAUAUUUACAAUUCUAUGCCCAAUCGCAGAAACGUUAGCACGUGCUUUACUAGCUGUGAUUGCUAAAUUGCUAAAGGGGAAAGUAAAGAAACCUAUUCUUUUUCUUAUUACCAACAUGGGUUUUGUUGUAGGCCAAGGAUUACUGAUUAGUCUAGGCACUAACUUAGCAGCAUUACAUACAGCAAAUAUUGUCAUGUCCAUGGCUCGUUCAUGCUCGUUUGUGCUUAUUGUGGCAAUAUUAAGUGACAUGUUUAGCCAAAAGAAAUUUGGCCGUAUUUGGGGAUUCAUUUUAUUUGUGUCCACUAUUUUUAGUUUUUUAUACCCAAUGAUAUUCGGGCUAGUCUAUGAUGCACAUACAAAGAUUGGCGACGUAGAUUGUUCUGGACUAGCCUGCACCCAACUUACAUUUAUAUUCACUAGUGUGUUCACCUUUGCUGCUUUUAUAUUGAAUAUUGUACUUAUUAUAGACACACUUAGUAUAACCUGA